This is a messenger RNA of Patella vulgata (common limpet), 4537 nucleotides long. Its product is annotated as zinc finger protein 596. Gene Ontology annotation, molecular function: RNA polymerase II cis-regulatory region sequence-specific DNA binding; DNA-binding transcription factor activity. Lineage: Eukaryota; Metazoa; Mollusca; Gastropoda; Patellidae. The transcript is spliced from 2 exons. The record is from RefSeq and is a predicted model, not a curated record. Bases 359 to 1309 code for a protein of 316 amino acids. Gene Ontology annotation, biological process: regulation of transcription by RNA polymerase II.
AAAUUUUAAUGACAUUUACAUAAAUAGAAACGAAAUGGGUUUAACGUCUGUUUGAAUGGAAAAAUGGAUAAAGAAGGGUGUGUUGUGUGGAUUAGGUUUUUGUUAUACGACAUAAAAAGUAUUAUACGGUCUGGUUUCAUUUAUGAAUUAAUAGAGUUGAUCAAUCCUCGUCUAAAACCAGGAUACAACUCUAUUCCGGAAGUAGUCUUUGUUCUCGUCACUGAAGGCGAUUGAUCAACAAGUCGCGACGUUUGCUCCGAGUUUCAUCCGAAGAAUUAUUGUUUGUAAACUAUUUUAAUCAUCAGUUGCAACGUAUUUUAUCUAGAACAACGGACAAGAAGAAUUAGAAAGCCAACUAAUGGAAACUAAUGAUGUUGUAACUUUCCAUCAAUGUGUUGUAUGUGAUGAGAUUUUUCCACAAUAUGAUGAUUUAGUAAAACACAAUAAAAUACAUGUUAAAGAAGAGAAAACUGAUGAUGUAAAUGAAUAUUGUCAUGUUAAAGAAGAGAAAACUGAUGAUGUAGAUGAAUAUUGUCAUGUUAAAGAAGAGAAAACUGAUGAUAUAGAUGAAUAUUGUCAUGUUAAAGAAGAGAAAACUGAUGAUAUAGUUGGAUAUUGUCAUGAUAAAGAAGAGAAAACUGAUGAUGUAGAUGAAUAUUAUCAUGUUAAAGAAGAGGAAACUAAUGAUGUAGAUGAAUAUUGCCAUUUUAAAGAAGAGAAAACUGAAGACAUUGAAACAUGCUAUCAGUGUAAUUUGUGUGAUGAAGAAUUUAAAUCUGACACUGAUUUAGAGAAACACUGUGAAAUACAUGUUGAAGUCGAGAAAAUCAACGACCAAACUGAACAGAUCUUCGGACUGAAGCACACCAAUAAAAACCCAUAUAAAUGUGGUGUUUGUGGUGAGGCUUUCGUUAAUGGUAGCCCCCUGAAACGACACAUGGCAGUUCAUACAGGAGAGAAGAAAAUAUAUGAAUGUAAUCUUUGUGGUCGAACAUUUAGUUACCAUAGCAUGCUACAGAGACACAUGAGAUAUCAUAUAGGGGAAAAACCUUAUAAAUGUGAUGUUUGUAGUAAAUCAUUUACUGAGAGUAGUACUCUACAGAGACAUAUCAGAGUUCAUACUGGUGUAAAACCUUAUAUAUGUGAUGUUUGUGGUAAAUCAUUUUCUACAAGUAGUAAUUUACAUCUGCAUGAAAGAAUUCAUACUGGUGAAAAACCUUAUAUAUGUAAUGUUUGUAGUAAAUCAUUCACCAACACAAGUAAUCUACAGAACCACAUCAGAACUCACACUAGAGUUAAAACCUUAUAAAUGUGAUGUUUGUAGUAAAUCAUUCACCAACACAAGUAAUCUACAGAACCACAUCAGAAUUCACACUAGAGUUAAAACCUUAUGUGUUGUUUCAUUAAAGAAAUGAAAUGGGGUUUAACGUCCUACUGUUCUGCUCCUAUGCUGGGCUAAUGAAGACGGACAUACGCCAUACAGUGUGCUAUGAGGGAAAUUUUGCCCGGGCAGCGGCACUAUCGCCUACUCUUAUAUCGAAUUCCAACUGCCAAGGGAUCUUUUACGUGCAUUCCAAUGUAUACACAGGACAUCAUUUUUUUGUCUCAUCCGAAGGACUAGGCAGCUGUCCUUGUCAGGCCCUCUGUCCUGCAUCACUGACAAGGGGGAACCACGCCGGAAAAUCUGGAUGAACUUUCUCGGCCAAUGCAGGGAUCAAACACACGACCUCCAGGCUAGCGAGCCAGCGUCUUACCCACUUAGCCACGUGAUCCCCCUUUUUGAGGGAGCUAAAAGCACACCUGAACUCAUCUGCUGUACUCUUAACGCAGCACACAGGAACUUAAACUGGAGAAAACGCUUAAAAAUGUGAUGUUUGUGGUGAAUCAUUUAGAGACUCUGAUCCGGAGUUCACAAAGCAUUCGCAGACUUAAUUUAAAGGAGCUAAGUCGCUAAUAUUUGGGACUUAGAAAUUGACACAAAUGGGUCGCAAUACAUAGAAUAAUGUAAUAUGAAUGUAUAUAAAAUGAUUUACAUUCAAUUGUUUCUGUUUUUACUGUCAUUUCUAAUCAGUUAGGUUCGGCGACAUACGCCAGUAUUCUCAAUCAAAUUUCAAUCUCUAGCUUCUGGUUAUUCCAGUCUAUGCCAAUAGUAUUUAUUGGGCAUGCUCUCCAGAUAAGAAUAUAGGGUCACCAUUUGACAUGACUUGUGGAAUAUGCCUAUUUCGUUUUUUGUGUCCCUUAUUACACAUAGCGCUGAAACGCAUUAUGGUACACGAUUCGUGUACCAAUUGUAAAAUGUUUAUUUUGUCAGAUGGCCAUCUUUUCCCGGUAAGAUCACAACAUCAAUGUUGAUUUAAACCGACAAAUAAAUCGUGUUUUCAAUGUCGAAGAUUUUGGAUGAUAUUGAGUUAGAGACUUGGCUACUUUAAGACUCAUUCAGUCCUAAAACCUGUUUACGUUACAAAUUUUAAACGUACCAGGCACGGCACGCUUCCCUUUUUUGUAGUGUAAACAGGUCAAACGUAAGCAUGCCGUGCCUAUUACGGUGCCAAUCUGGCCCACUGAAGUGAGGUGGUCAUGGAACGGUACCAGGACCGGCUCGCUUUAAAUUUUCGUAGGUAUACAAACGUUAACCGGUCUGAGCACUGAUUACUGCGCAUGCGCCAAAUGAACCUUGACCUGUUUUCCCCACAAACUUUGAAUCCUCUGUCAUCAGUUCUAUAAAAAUGGCUGCUCAAACUAAAUCAACCAUCAUAAUUGUUUUCAUCUGGGUAAUUUGCAUAGGGUCUGAAAUUAACUUUUCUGUGAAGAGUUCCACAUUUAGCGUGCCUGGCAUGGUUCUGAGACCAGUUUUUUUAGAGUAAUGUAAACGGGUCAAUUUCUUGAAAUUUAUCGCGGCCUGGUACCAUGCCCAGAAUGGCACGCAUAUCGCAGCGAAGUAUAAAUGGUGCUCCAGUCACACCCACCGUUGACCUAAUUAACAUUUGAAUUUCACCAGCUUUUGCCGCGUAUCAAUGGCCUGUAUAUGAUGAUAUUCCCUGCCUCAUUGAUCAAUAAAGUUAUAAAUCUGGUUUGUUCUUCUAAUAAUUUCUUCACUGUAGAAAGUGAUCCCGAUUCAGAAAUUAAAGGGUUUUUAUCAAAGGAUCUUUUAGAGAUGAAUAGUAAUCGUCCAAGAUCCCUGUACAGGCCUAGAAAUUCAUGUGAAUCUCUGAAUCUAAUUCGCGCAAGGAUUCUCGGAGAAUUGUCGAGUCCAACUAUUGAAUGUCAGUCAGGGUCAUUGUUCUUAACUGGCUGUAUUGUGUCGGCUUUGGGGAUCACGUGGCUAAGUGGGUAAGACGCUGGUUCGCUAGCCUGGAGGUCGGGUGUUCGAUCCCUGUAUUGGCCGAGAAAGUUCAUUCAGAUUUCCCGGCGUAGUUCUACCUUGUCAUUGAUACAGGACAGUGAUACAGCUGUCUAGUACCGAGGCCCUGUGUACACAUUGGCGUGCACGUAAAAGAUCCCUUGGCAGUUGGAAUUCGAUAUAAGAGUAGGCCGUAGCACCGCUGCCCGGGCAAAAUUUCCCUCAUAGCACACUGUAUGGCGUAUGCCCGUCUUCAUUAGCCCAGUUUAGGAGCAGAACAGUAGGACGUUAAACCCCAUUUCAUUUCAUUUUGUGUCGGCUUUAGCUGAUUGAUGUUUAAUCUAGACGAUUGGUAAAACAAUGAACCGGCCACUAUGGUAUCAUAAAUCAGUCUACUUUGGGCUAAAUUACAACGGGUUAAUCAUUACUUGUUAAUAAAAAAAUCAAUCGAUGCUUGUCGGCUACAAUAACAGUCAUACCCUAGUGAGAAUCCGUCGUAUGUGGUUCAUAAUCCGAGUAAUUACAACAUUUAAUGGUGAUUUUGAUAAUCCGGUAAAAAAAAAAAAAAAAAAAACUUGCUGAUAAUUCAUAACAUGUUCAGUAAAAUACGCCACGUGGCGAAUGAUUCAUUGAAGACGAUCUAGGCAUGAUCUUCCGCUCUCCGUCCGUGUGAAUUUAAGGUACCGGUAGAUAUUAAAAUAAUAACUGGAUCAUACAUUGAUGGAUUCACUGACCAGUUGUUAGGUAAAUUUAAAUCUGCAUUGAAUAUAAUCCCUGAUAGAACACCGAAUACACGGAGAGAGAUAUAGUGGAUAUUUUCCCGACAAAUUCCAAUGACACGUGACAUAUCAGUUGGAAUAAGGUCAACAAACUAUUUCUAAAUAGUGUUUACCGUUAUAAUUUUUUUAUUUUAUACACAUGCUGACAGAGGCUUAAUUUUAAAAAUAUCACAGUUGUACAGAAUUUUAUUUUAUACCAAUUUCAGUUACGUGAUCAUUAGACCAUGUGUCUAUCACCGGACUGAAUAACGUGAUGGACAAGAGUAUUAAUUGUGCUAUGAAGAAAUGCCAUCAUGCUUAUUUUUGCUACAGCUUAUUUUGGCUACAGCAUUUUCUGGAUAUUACUUUUGACACAAUUUAAGUGUUUACCAAAAAUUCCAUCUGAUUGUUUUAUUUUUAUCAUUGUUGUUGUAUUUUG